GUUUGCGACUUGCAAUUUAUGAUUAUCCGCGCACAAUUCUGUUACAACGCAUGCGCGCCUGACCGCAGCGUAUGCUCACAUCGCUAUAAUUCGUCAAAGUGACAGGUUUUCUAACCUGAAAAGUCGUCAACUUUGACGCUUAAUAUCUCGUCCCCUGGGACAGAGCGACAUUUUAGUAAAAGGAAAAAGUUUUUUUAAAAAAAAAAACGCAUCGAAUGAGACCAGUUAGGUCAAAAUCGGAGGUGACGUGGCUAUUCUGCAUAAUUACCAAAAAUGAACAAAUAGCAUUAACGGAAUACAACAAGGCCUUAGAAUUAUUGAAGGAGAAUAAGCGAGAGGACGCAUUGGUUACUUUUAAGAAUCUUUUGGAGACUGAAUUGUUGGACGAGGUAGAGAAGCCCCAAGUACCAGAUGGCAGAUCCAGACCAAUGUUAACGUUGAAAUAUUCCUGCUUCAAAAACAUUGGUGCCAUUCAAGCAGCUUGUGAGAAUUAUGUGGACGCCAUCGAGAAUUAUUGGGAAGCUGCAAACUUGGAUGAUUCCGACGUAACGCUGUGGCAUAGAAUCGGUACAUUAGCGAUAAAGAUUUCUAAUUUAGAAUUAGCUUGUUCGUCUUUCAAGCAAGGUCUAAAGUGUAAUUCCAAUCACUGGCCCUGUUUGGACAAUUUAAUAACUGCCUUAUAUGCCGUUCCUGAUUAUAUGAACUGUCUGUUAUAUAUUUCCGUGGCAUUGGAAAAGGAUCCCAAUUAUGUCAAGGGACUUGCUUUUCGUGACAGGAUAUUCAAAGACAUUCCAUGCCUGGAAGAGUGUUACAAACUGUACAAUAGUGAUUGGCAAUUAGAUCCACCUUUAGAUACCGAAUAUGAUCAUGUGUUAGGUGACAAGUUGUUAGCAGACGCAAAAGAGAUUUCUGUAAAAUGGGCGGAGGCUUGUAAAGCAGACUUUAAGCCAAAACCAUUGCCAGAAUUGACCUUAAGAAUGCCUUUAACAAACUACACAUGGCUGGCUCUUGGUGAAAGCCUAGUAGACAUGCAUAGGUAUAUAAGUGAAAACGAUUUGAACUUUGUUAGUAGAAUUGUAUUAUCGGUUCAAAAAUUUGAUGACAAGAAUACAGUUGCGAACAAUGAAUGCGAAAUCGAAGAAAGUAAUGUUAUGGAAAUAGAUGAACAGAAUAUGCAGGAUUCAGCUCCGAAUGUGGAAAACGAUAUCAAUAAAUCUGUUAAACUUGAAGCAGAAGAUUGUGAAAUAUCAGAUGACAAUCAGGCUUUUAACACAGCCUCCGAUAUCGCGAUGGAAGUUGAAACUGAAGAUGACAAAAAGUCAUGUUCAACCGACGUGCAAAUAAUUGAGGAUGAAGAUCCAUUAAGAAUGUCUGACACAGAUGGUUUACAGUGCGAAGAACAAAGUGAGACAAAGAACAUGGAUUCGGAGGAACAUAUGCAAUCUGAAACAGACGCGAAUGCUGACAAAUUGGAGAGUGACAAAGUCACAGACGAUGUUUACAGCAUGGAUAACGGAGCGCCCAACGAGAAAUCCAGCGACAAGGAAAGUGAUAAAUCGAGUGACAAAGUUUCGGAAAAAGGUGCCGAGAAAGCGAACGAUGCAACGAAUAAAACAGACGAUAAAACUCACUCCGAGAAAACCGACGGAAAGGAAGAAGGACAGAAGGUGAAGAAGAGGCGCAGAAGCGCGUUGUGUUUCUUGCAACAAUGGGCUUGGAGUUGCAGUAGCAUGAGACGAUCCGCCAGAGUCAGAGGUUCGAAUAGAAGGGAGGCAGAAAGGGACGAUGUUCAGUUAGAGGAAACACUUAAAAGACUGUUUCCUAGUAGUUUGUUAUCCGAUACAGUAAGAUUGACUAAAGAUGACGCGACUCGCAAUCCGGAUGAUUCUAUGGACACUAUGGAUAUGUAUCAGUUAUUUGCAAACCAGGAGAGAAAUCGUAAUACGGAAGCCUUCAAGAGCUCGGAAAGUUCCAAAUCACCAAGCCCUGACUCGAGACAGCAGAAAUACUUUGAGACAGAAGCAGAAAAUACUGAUGUGGAUGCAUUUAUAAAUGAGCAUAGCGGCAAAAGUAAUUUAAUGAUAAUUCUCGCUAAAUUUGCGGAAUUUCUAUGCACUAAAUGGAAUCAGGAAUGGCCAAAGGGAAUGUCAGAUGUUUAUGUACAAGCGUACAUUUUUAUGAGGCAACAUAUUCCACAUUUGUCACCGCUUGAUGAGGACGUUAGUGACAAAACUCUAAAGUUAGAUACCGAAAUGACAUUGUUAUUCGGGGAGCUUCACACAGAUAAAUGGUUAGACAAUAAAUCUGACACUUUAUCAAGUUCAACGUUAGAUAAACUUGGUACUGGGAUGCCAGCAGAGGAAUUAGGACACAUAAUAUUCACAAGUGUUAGACAGGAUCUUCUACACGAGGAAAAUUUAUAUACUUUACUAAGAAUUUUGUGGCUCAAAGCUAAUAUCUUUUUGUGUCAAGGUGAUAUAGAUGUAGUAAUAGAGACGCUAGAACUGUUGUUGCAUCGUCUGCAAGAAAUGGAGAGCAGAAGCUUAAAUCCAUGCAUCACACUUUUAAAUUGUAACAAUAAUUCUCAAAUUAGUGCCAAACUUGUAAAGAGAAAACUUACAUCAAUUCAAAGGGGUCAAAAAUUAGGCGAAAUCCAACAUUUGUACGACGAGAAGAAAUAUAUGGAACUGUCUUGCAUUCUACAGGACACUUUCAAGUUCGCCAAGCAGAGGCACAAAUUGUUGGUAACCAAUGAAAACAUCGUUGACAGAGUUCGACAAUUAGUCAUGCUACUCGACAGCUUAUGGCAGCUUCAACAAUACGAGGAAUGUUACGUCUGGGCAGAAGCUUGUCUCAACGAGUCCUGGCAAAAUUACUUGAGCUGCUCUGAUGAAGCGGAACAGAAGAAAUGGACGAGUUCGACGGUAACGGCACUUGAAAAAUUGGAAGCUUGUACAAUCCAAGUCAGCGUAUUUGUCGUGAAAUAUCUGCCGGAGUCUCGUCUGACGAGGUUGGUGCAAAAUUUAGUUCACAUCGUUUGCCAUCAAUUGGACGUACCGGAGAACGCUGUGGAGAUGCCUCUGGAGACCGUUCUACCCUGGAUCCUGCUGCACUACAUUCUACAAUACGAGGAGGACAAGGAGAGAGCAAAGGCUGAAUCCUAUAAGAAUAAAUUGCACAGCUCUCAUCACUCCGAAUCGGAUGAUGAGGACGACGGCAUUCCACCGUCCAUCAUGAUUCUGUUCACUGCCCAUGAAUUCAUCGGUCGACACUCGUGGUGCUGCUUCAACGAAGCGAAGCUCCUGUUCUUCAUCAUGAAUCUUAUUAUACCGCAACUCGAGACGCCGCAGUACGCGUCUAUCAAGAAUAGACUGACGAAAUAUCUGGAACAGAUAUUCUUCUGCCUUUAUGGUCAUCCGAACAAGGUGAGCACAAAGCGGAAGUAUCUGCAGGAUCACGGAGUACCACAGAUGGAAUUAACCUGGGAGGGCGCGCAGCUGCUGUUCGACUUUUACAAGCCGAAGCAACUGCCCAACUUUCAGUCGCCUAGAAUUCUUUCCAUCAGCAUGGACACGGAGAUGCUGUUCAAGAGGGUGAUCAGAUUGGUUCCGCAGGAGAGUGAUCCGAAUCAGAUAGUAGACGAAAUGACGGCGUACAUACUCGGCACGAAAGAAAAAAUGCCGAGCGUGACGAAAGCCUUGCCGCAUGCGACAUGUACUAUUUACUAUUUAAUGGGUGACUUUUAUUUCAAGAACAACAAGUGGGAACAGGCCAGUCGGUAUUAUCUACUAGACUUGUGCUUAUAUCCAAGGGGUCUGAAUUCCUGGGCAGGUCUAGCCAUGGCGACAGGCAGCAUAAUAGAGAAUUGGUUGAACAGCUACAGACCUAUAGGAAAAGAUAAGUUUCUGAACAAGGCAAAAACGGCGCAAUCGAGUUAUCAGCACGCCAUUGAGCUGGCGCCUGGCCAUUCCGUAAUUUGGACCGAGUAUGGGAAUUUUGUUUAUAUGGUUCAUUCGUUUUGUUCGCGAUUGCUCAAGCAAGAAACCGACACAUUGAGCAUGGAGAGAUUUGAAAUUCUAGAAACCAGAAAGGAGGAGAUGCUGGAAAUUGCGGAUCAGUGCUUCGAAUCUGCAAAUCGGAUAUGUCAGACUAUCGAGGAACCAACUAUACAGCACGAUGAGAGAUGGCUCUAUCAAUAUAUGCUGGGUAAAGUUGCGGAGAAAAAGAAUCAAGAUCCUCCUGUGUUCUUGGAACAUUACGCAAAGGCUAGUGAAUUGUUAUAUGAGAAUAACGCUCAAUAUCCACGUAGAAUAAGCCACAAAAGUCCACAGAAUUUAUCUAUAGAGGCGCUAGAGGUUCAUUAUCGCAUUCAUGCGAGUAUACUGAAAUAUUUGGAGCAGCAUGAAGGAAAGCCGCUGAAGAAGUCAUUGGGUCAGUUGUUUCUUUGGCAUUUGAAAAAUUGCUCGGAGGGGCCCUUCAUGAAGUAUCAGUCUAAACUCAACGAGAAGAAAAAGGAAGAGAACGCCGACGUUGAGAAGAGUACGUGGAAGGAAUCCGACAGUGCAGCCGAUACGAAUAAGAAUACAGUAGCAGUAUGUCAACGCUCAAAUAGUAUCGAAGAGAUAGAAAUUGUAGAUAGAUCGAAUAAAACUUCAGAUAUUAAGUUUACAGAGCCAGGAAAGUCCGAAAAUCGCAAGAGACUUCCUGACGAACUGUCGAGCGACAAUACAAAGAGAAUAAAAUUGAGUAGCGUUUCGCACUUGCAAUUAAUGCAGGAUGUCGUAGCUUUAAUAGACGAUUUAAUCACUAAAGUUUGCGAUAUGGUGUCGCAAAAGGAGAAAACGAGCGGCGAUGAGGUACUCAUCACUCUGUCUAGUGAUGAGAGUAACGAGCCGAGAUUGCAGAAAAAGAAGAUAGAAAAUAAGAGUGCUGACAAAGCCAAGCCGUUGACAAAAACAGAGGAGAACAAGAAAGGCUCAGUAAAUAUAACGACAAUUGAUCCCGAACGAAAGUCUGACAAUGUACAAGAUUUAAUGGAUGCUCUCAUGAAACAGGCAAUGGAGAUUAGCCAGGAAACACAGCAGUCUUCGGCGGAUGACGAGGACACCAGAAGAUUCGAUGGCAAAUGGCUGCAGAACGAAGACUUACAACCUACUUUGCAGGAAAAAAAUUGUAAAGACAAGAUACCGGAGAAGAAAAAGACACAAACUAACGCAAAUGAAGAAGCGACUCUGAGUAGAAGAGGCUCUCAGGAAAGCACCACGACUACGCAAACCACAACUACGACCACGGAGACGAACAAUUCUAGUUCUAGUAGUAGCGAGGAUUCUACCAGUAGCGACGACAGCUCCGACACUGACAGCACCAGUGAUAGCGACAGCGAAUCCGUGGACAGCGACGCCGAUAAGAAGAAAAAGGAUACCGACAAUAUAAAAAGCGAAGAACAGAUGCCGGAGGAAGAAGUGGCCACGUUAAUCGCGUAUUGCUUAGCUGGUUUGGAACAGUGUGUAUUGAGAUUUACAGAGCAUCACAAGUCCUUUUACAGACUUUCACACUUCUUCUUUAAUAACAAGAAGGCAAAGGAUACCGCGAAGUGCAAGAAUCUCUUAUUAGGGACGUACACUUGUCAAUUCUACCCUGGACAAACUUUUCAAGGACUUUUCGCUGAGAGGAGGAGCACCAACUUUUUUAAUGGAGUGUGGCAUAUACCCGUCAACGAAAUUGAUAGACCUGGAAGCUUUGCAUCACACAUGUCGAAAUGCGUGACGUUGCUUAUGCAAGUAUUAAAGGAAAGUAACGAUAGUCGAAUGUUGAUGCAAUUAUGCAUACAGCUCGGGAAAAUUCCGGAUUCUGACAAGAAAUACUUACGUGAUUCCGAGAGAGAACAAUUAUCUCGGCAGGCUCUGACGCUUUGUCAACAGUCGCUAAGGAGUCGAGUGCAGACGAUAGGCUCAACAAGCACAAUAGAUAGUGUCACUCUAAUCAGAACUGAUACUAGAACACAAGUAUUGCUUGAUGUGUACGAAACAUAUCAGCUUGUUCAAAAACAUUUUCAGGGUAAAGAAUCAACUGUACAAAUAUUUGCAACCUUGCUAACAGAUACAUACAAAAUGUAUACGGGGAAUAAAAAUUUGGAGGGAAAUAUUUUGGAGAUCGCUAUUAAAUAUUGCCAACGUCAAAUACAAGCAAAUAAAAUCGCAUCGAUUAACAACAGCAAUAGCUCUCACGUGCUACCUUCAACCACCACUGCUAUUCCGGCGCCAACGUCUCAAGUACCGGCGAGCACAACGUCUCUGCAAAUGUCUCUGCAGAAUCGCAAACCACACAGAAACCUAACGACCACUGGACGUCCGAGAGGACGUCCACCUAACGUCAACAAAUACCUGCAGCACGCCAUGCAGCAGAGUAGCAAUGUAAUGAAUCAAUUCAGUUCCAAGAAUAACUUGGCCAAUUACAUGGGUGCGUCCGGACCAAAUCGUUCUUUGAUGAAUCCUUACUUCAUGAACCCUCUGGUCGAUGCAAACAUGUUGUCGGCUCUACUUGCCAGCGGACUCGGUAGCAAUAUGAUGGAUCCUUUGUCGGCUAUGAGCUACUUCAAUCAAGUAGGAAGCUAUCAGGACAUCCUUCGGCAGUAUCAGAGUAAUCUAUCGUCGUUGACCAAUCCAGCUAGCUUAAAUAGCAAUCCUUGCACCACUAUAACUGGCAUCAGCCAGGCCUCGACAAUGAGUACAUCCAGCUCAAAUAUUAACACCCCGACAAGCACUAUCGGUAACUUGAGCAAUUUAGGAAAAGGAUCUUUGGACCCUAUGACAAUGUCGGUGCAACAGUUGCUGAGCUUGAGCAAUUCGACAGCGUCAACCUCACGACCUGCUGCACCCAUGUAUCACCAAGCGGCAACUAAGACCAGCACAACCAUGUCGAUGACGAAAGAUCGACCCAAUAUAUCGAUAACGCCAGUGAGCAGUUCGUUGAGCGGUCAGCAGCAGCCGCCUCAUCACAAGACGAAACCCAGCAGUAAGCAGCCGAGCGCGCAGACUGAUCCGGCGUUACCCGUUCACAUUCCGAAGUCGCUUCAAAUAUCACCGACGAAGUCGGUGUUACACGCGCCCACGAACGCGGCGGCGGCGGCAGCGGCGGCGGCGGCGGCGCAAGUGUCUCUGCUGAAGCCGUCGAUCGUUCAGCAGGUGAAGAGCAGCCCGCCGAAGCAGAUGGGCGCGCCGCAGAUACGCGUUUCGAAAUCGCUGACCGAACCGCAACCUGCGCACAACACGCCGCUCUCGUAUUCUCCUUUGAAGAACAGUGGCAGUACCGUGACGACGAAUCCAGCCGCUGCCGUGCCGCAGAUCGCCCACGCGCCCAUAGGCGCGCCGGUGAUGAUGAAACAGCAACAGGCGUUGCCCAUGAACUUGGGCAACGUAUCGCGUUCCGGCACGUCGUUACAGCACAAACUGUUAUCGAAGAAGAAUCCCCAGCGACCUUACUCGACGCACACGAGCGUGCCGAAUCAUCCCGCGAGGAAGCCGAAAUUGACGACGAAAGCAUCGGUGAUGCCUAUGCCGAUGUCCGGUAAUUUUCCGAACUUACUGGGCACGAUACCGUCGGCGAGCACCGCCGCGAUGUCGCAACCGCCUUUUAUACCGCCGGAAUUGAGCGGCAUCUCGGUCAGCGCCAUCGGCCCGCAGCCCGGCGUCAUCAAGACCACCGCGAGCGCUAAGUAUCACACCUAUAAGAAAGCUGCCAAGCCGAAACCGACGGCGACAGCUGCGGCGAUGGACGUGCCGCCGAGCUCACUGCCGGCUACGUUCCCUCAAGGCAGCACGGUCGAGGCGCUCUCGGUGCUGUCGCAGCUGCAGCAGCACACGCAUUUGGAAAUAAUACCGCAGCAAAAGGCACCGUUGAAGCCGAGCAUGGAUUAUGCGAAAAGUCUUUCAUCUUCCGUGAGCGUGGUGCCGCAAAAGGUUCCCGAAACUUUGAGAAACCCACCAACGACCGCCGAUUGUAUGUCAAUCUAUGAUAUAUCGAGGGGAAAGCCCGCUAACGUUCCGAGCAAGAAAGCACCGGACAAGCUGGCUAAUGAUAGUGUCGAAAUUAUAACGUUGGACGAUUAAGAAUUGUGAUGAGUGAUGAAUGUAUUUUGCGCAUAUGACGUAAUGGUGCAAUGUUUUUUUUUUUUUAAGAUAUAUACCUGAUAUCGAGUCAAGAAUGCCAUAUUCGCUAAAUUAACUCCUUGCAUUGGAAUGGGUUACACAGCCGAAACGGCGGUAGCGCUUUGAUGGCAGAUAACUUUUAUGCUUUGUGUUUUAUGUUUCGUAUAAAAAUUCGACUCAAGUCAUUAAAUCAAGGCAUAAAAAUCGAAUAUGUUAAUAUGUUAGAAUAUGUUAUUUGAUUUGUAGCAAAACUCCAAUGCAAUAAGUUGAUAUGUCUAAUUUAUAUACU
Linepithema humile (Argentine ant) is the source of this 8436-nucleotide messenger RNA. RefSeq names its product calcineurin-binding protein cabin-1-like. The record is from RefSeq and is a predicted model, not a curated record. Gene Ontology annotation, cellular component: nucleus. Lineage: Eukaryota; Metazoa; Arthropoda; Insecta; Hymenoptera; Formicidae. Gene Ontology annotation, biological process: chromatin organization. Gene Ontology annotation, molecular function: protein binding; nucleosome binding.